AUGCGUACCCUUAGCUUGGCAGCGCUUCUCUACGCUGUGUCGGCAAACGCCUUCCAAGGUUUCAACUAUGGCUCUACUUUCACCGACGGCCGCGCAAAGACCCAAUCUGACUUUGAGGCCGAGUUCAAGGCUGCAGCCAGCCUCGAAGGCACCAAGGGCGCAUUCACCUCUGCCCGACUAUAUACUAUGGUCCAAGGUGGCAGCACCAACGACCCCAUCUCAGCCAUCCCGGCUGCUAUUUCUACCAGGACCAGCCUGCUGCUCGGUCUUUGGGCUUCCGCCGGGGACCCUACCUUCAACAACGAGCUCGAGGCGCUGAGGAAGACCGUGUCCCAGUAUGGCAGCCAGCUCAAUGGCCUGGUGGCCGGCAUCUCCAUCGGCAGCGAAGACCUCUACCGCCAUUCCCCCACCGGCAUUGCUAAUGGCGAAUUCGCUGGUGCCGAGCCCAGCACUCUUGUGAAGUACUUCGAGCAGGUCCGGGAAGUUAUCAAGGACUCGCCUUUGAGCAGCGCUCCUCUUGGUCACGUCGACACGUGGACUGCCUGGGUUAACGGCAGCAACAAGGCAGUCAUCGACGCUUGCGACUGGAUCGGAAUGGACGCCUAUCCGUACUUCGAGGACACGAAGCCCAAUGACAUCUCCAACGGCAAGGAACGCUGGGCCGAUGCUCUGGGUGCGACUCAGGGCGCUGUCGGCGGCAAGCCGGUCUGGGUCACCGAGACCGGUUGGCCUGUCAGUGGAAAGACUGUCGGCUCUGCUGUUCCCUCGCUAGAGAACGCCAAGACGUUCUGGGAUGAAGUUGGUUGCCCCAUGUUCGGAAAGACGAAUGUCUGGUGGUACACUUUCCAAGACUCUUCCCCGACUACGCCCAACCCCAGCUUUGGCGUCAUUGGCUCUAGCUUGUCCACGAAGCCACUCUACGAUCUUUCGUGUGACAACGCCAACUCUGGUUCUUCAUCCUCUUCUGCGUCAGGCACAAAGACUGCCACAGAUAGCACCUCUACCCAGACUGGUGGAUCAGGGUCGGCGUCAGCUUCGGCUACUGCCACUGACACGGGUUCGGGAUCUGGCUCUGGCUCCGGCUCCGGGUCUCAGGGCACUGCGACCGCCACCACAAUGUCAACCGCCGUGCCGUCGGACGGAUCGGGCUCAGGCGGAAGCGGAGGCGGUAGUCCUUCUCCCUCUGCCUCUCAGGGAUCUGGCUCCGGUUCUGGAUCGGGUUCUGGCUCAGGCUCUGGUUCCGGCAGCCCCGGUAGUAAUGCUACCGUGAGCAUGCCUUCGUCGGGCCCAACAUCGUCUCCGACUACUGUUCCUGGCAGUAGCGCAAGCGUAACAACCUUCAGCAUUGCCAUUCUUGCCGGCAUGCUUGUUCUUGCGAUGUUUUAA
Colletotrichum karsti is the source of this 1386-nucleotide messenger RNA. Its product is annotated as glucan 1, 3-beta-glucosidase. NCBI's taxonomy places the organism in Eukaryota, Fungi, Ascomycota, Sordariomycetes, Glomerellales, Glomerellaceae. Gene Ontology annotation, cellular component: extracellular region; fungal-type cell wall; cell surface. Gene Ontology annotation, molecular function: 1,3-beta-glucanosyltransferase activity; glucan endo-1,3-beta-D-glucosidase activity. The record is from RefSeq and is a predicted model, not a curated record. The coding region runs from base 1 to 1386 and encodes 461 amino acids. Gene Ontology annotation, biological process: cell wall organization; carbohydrate metabolic process. The transcript has a single exon.